This is a messenger RNA of Exophiala aquamarina CBS 119918, 903 nucleotides long. RefSeq lists its product as uncharacterized. NCBI's taxonomy places the organism in Eukaryota, Fungi, Ascomycota, Eurotiomycetes, Chaetothyriales, Herpotrichiellaceae. The coding region runs from base 1 to 903 and encodes 300 amino acids. The record is from RefSeq and is a predicted model, not a curated record. Gene Ontology annotation, biological process: regulation of transcription by RNA polymerase II. Gene Ontology annotation, molecular function: DNA-binding transcription activator activity, RNA polymerase II-specific. The transcript has a single exon.
AUGACCCACCUCCAACUGCUCAACAAUCUUUCCAGCAAAGAAUUCCUGUCCAUGGAGGCCGAUGAUCAAGUCAGUAUCAUGUCCUCCGUCAUCUUCGCCAGGUAUAUUCUGCCAACACCUUAUCUUAUCCAUGAAGCACUCGCCCUCUCUGCGCUGCACAUGAGCACGAAAAGCCCUGAAAGCCAAGGAUUUUAUCGCCAGUAUGCCACUGGCCUUCAAACCCGCGCUUUGGCACUAUUCAACGACAGCAUCCCGGUCUUAGACCUCAAUUCCACCAAUUGCACACCAAUGUUUUUAUUCGCUUCACUGAUUGCCGCUCAUCUCCUGUGCGACACUCUUCAUCACGAAAAGGCCAACCUUGACCAUUUCAUUGAAAAAUUCACAAAUUGUUUAACGAUUCAUCAUGGGAUUCUAGCCAUCUCAAGCCAGUGCUGGGACCUCCUCCGGGAGACUGAACUCGGCCCGCGCUUGACUCUUGGGGCAGAGCUUAUGCGGGCAAAGGAUGACUGUGGGUCGGACUGCUCUGCACUCAACGAAAUGCUUGAUGCCGCAGAUAUAAGUCCAGAAUCGUACAAUGUGUAUCGGAAGGCGACAUCAGAGCUUCAAAAAGUCUUCGAUGCUGAGCGUGCAUAUCCUGCGAGCCAAUUUGACAGCCAAUUGGUGUCUGCUUGGCCGAUCAGCGUUUCCUCCGAGUAUAUAGACCUACUCAGGCAACAAACGCCUCAAUCUCUCAUUAUUCUCGCAUACUAUGCAGUAUUACUGCAUCGGUCCCGACACUCGUGGCUCUAUGGAGAAGAAGGUGGGCGCUUUCUUAUUGAAUCCAUCUGUGGACGUCUUGAGGCCACUUGGCACGACUGGCUGAAGUUUCCAAAAUCUGUUUUGUUGGCAUAUCCAGCUACUUGA